UCCUCAUUCAUGCUGAGCGCUUCUCUCCUGCGCGGACACAAACUGCGGAGCUCUGACGCAACGGCGAUGCUUUCUGCUCAACUCUGACAUCCUAAAACAAACAAACACCAAACAAACAAAAACAAACAAACGGGACGAGGAGGAAGAGACAGGACGGCUCCAUAAGGCUGAUGGCAAAUGAAGUUGAAGAACAGGGGUUGAUACUCUAAGUCACACUGGAAGAAAAAGGAAACGCAAGAGGAGUUAAUUGCUCAGACACUUUUUUGCAGUCUUUUUCACUGUCAUAGUCCACUGAUUUAUGAGGCUUUGACUGGUCAACGAGAGGAUUACACAGUGGAAAACACACACACCGAAGCCCUCGAGCCCUAGAUCUCACUUCCCCUCACCGCUAUGUGUUCCCACUUCCACCCACCCCUUCUUUUCCUCUCUAUCCUGUUCUUCUCUGUGUCCUCCACCUCUAUGUCUUCCUCGUCCCUCCUCUCCUUCCACCCACCAGAAGGAGGCCUCACACAUUUGGUGGUCCAUAACAAAACUGGUGAGGUCUACCUUGGAGCAGUUAACUGGAUCUACAAGCUUUCCAGCAACCUCACCAAGUUAAGAAGCCAUGUAACCGGCCCUGUCACAGAUAACCCACGCUGUUAUCCUCCACCUGGUGUACAGUCUUGCCCACAUGAGCUGGUGCAGACAUCCAAUGUCAACAAACUCCUACUUCUUGAUGCUGCCCACAACCGAUUAAUUGCCUGUGGGAGCACUUCCCAGGGAAUAUGUCAGUUCCUGCGUCUGGAUGAUUUGUUCAAACUUGGCGAGCCUCAUCAUCGUAAAGAGCAUUACCUAUCCAGUGUGGCUGAAGCAGGCACUAUGUCAGGUGUUGUCAUUUCUCCUGAUCUGUUUGGAGGCGGAGGGAAGCUUUUCGUUGGCACACCCAUUGAUGGGAAAUCAGAGUAUUUUCCGACACUGUCUAGCCGCAAGUUAAUGUCCAAUGAGGAGAACGCUGACAUGUUCAGCUUUGUCUACCAGGAUGAAUUUGUUUCUUCACAACUUAAGAUCCCCUCAGACACCUUGUCUAAGUUCCCAGCUUUUGACAUCUACUAUAUCUACGGCUUCAACAAUGAGCAGUUUGUGUAUUAUUUGACAUUACAGCUGGAUACACAACUCACCUCACCAGAUGCAAGCAGUGAACAAUUCUUCACUUCUAAAAUUGUUCGCUUAUGUGUUGAUGAUCCCAAGUUCUACUCAUAUGUUGAGUUCCCCAUUGGCUGCACCAAGGAUGGAGUGGAGUAUCGCUUGGUUCAGGAUGCAUACUUGGCCCGGCCAGGGGCCCGUUUGGCACGGUCACUUGGUAUUCAAGACCGUGAGGAGGUUCUGUUUACUGUAUUUGCUCAGGGUCAGAAGAACAGAUCCAAGCCACCCAAGGAGUCAGCUCUGUGUCUGUUCACAAUGAGAAAGAUAAAGGAGAAGAUUAAAGAGAGGAUUCAGUCAUGCUACAGAGGAGAGGGGAAACUCUCUCUCCCCUGGCUUCUCAACAAGGAGCUCGCCUGCAUCAACUCACCAUUGCAGAUAGACGAUAAUUUCUGCGGACAAGACUUCAACCAGCCUCUAGGGGGCACAACAGCCAUUGAGGGUAUCCCGCUGUACGUGGACAAGGAUGAUGGCAUGACCGCCGUGGUGGCCUAUGACUACCGUGGACACACAGUAGCAUUCACCAGCACUCGCAGUGGACGCAUUAAGAAGAUCUUGGUGAACUCUGUCACCCAGCCUGCCUUGCUGUAUGAGAAUGUGUUGGUGAGUGAAGGGAACCCAAUUCUAAGAGAUCUGCUCUUCAGUCCAGAUCACCAAUGCUUGUAUGCCCUCACUGACAAACAGGUCACACGUGUGCCAGUGGAGAGUUGUGAACAGUAUACAUCUUGUGGAGCCUGUCUGGGAUCAGGAGACCCUCAUUGUGGCUGGUGUGUCCUACACAAUGUUUGUUCAAGGAAGGAUCGCUGUGAGAGAGCAGAGGAGCCUCAGCGAUUCACCACCAGAGUGGAGCAGUGCGUUCGACUGUCUGUCCAACCUGACACUGUGUCUGUCACCAUGUCAGAAGUACAGUUGGUACUUCAGACCCAGAAUGUCCCCAGUCUGUCUGCUGGAGUCAACUGCUCCUUUGAGGACUACAUCGAGACAGAAGGACGCAUCUAUGGUGGACGUAUCUUCUGCCUUUCCCCAUCAACAAAAGAUGUUGUUCCCAUCACACGUGACCAAGGUGACCAACGUGUUAUCAAGCUGUUCCUGAAGUCCAAGGAGACAGGGAAGAAGUUUGCCAGCGUGGACUUUGUCUUUUACAACUGCAGCGUCCAUCAUUCGUGCCUAUCAUGUGUUAAUGGGAAAUUCCCGUGUCACUGGUGUAAAUAUCGCCACGUGUGCACACAAGAUGCCAGCGACUGUUCUUUCCAGGAGGGACGAGUCAACACAUCAGAGGAGUGCCCUCAGAUCUUGCCCUCAACACAGAUCUACAUCCCCGCUGGAGUUAUGAGGCCAAUAACCCUACUGGCACAGAACCUACCCCAACCGCAGUCUGGGCAAAGGAACUACGAGUGUAUCUUCCACAUCCAGGGCAACACUUACAGUGUCCCAGCUCUGAGGUUCAACAGCACAAGCAUACAAUGUCAGAAAACCAUGUAUGACUAUGAAGGCAGUGACAUCAGCGACCUUCCAGUCGAUCUUUCUGUGGUGUGGAACGGAAAUUUUAUCAUCGACAACCCAUUUGACAUACAAGCUCACCUCUACAAGUGCAGGGCAUUGCGGGAUAGCUGCGGUAUGUGCCUGAAGGCUGACCCCAGGUUUGAGUGUGGUUGGUGUGUCCAGGACAAGAAGUGCUCCCUGAGGCAAGAGUGUACCAGUGGAGGAAACCCACACCUCCCUCUGCAGCUUGUCGAAACAGGAGGAUGGAUGCAUGCCACCUCUGGAAACAGCCGAUGCAUGCACCCCAAGAUCACCAAGCUGUUCCCUGAGACAGGGCCACGCCAAGGAGGAACCAGAGUGACCAUCCUGGGUGAGAACCUGGGCCUGCAGUUCAGAGAUAUACAGAUGGGUGUUAGGCUGGGGAAGGUGCCCUGUGUCCCUGUCGAGGAGGAGUAUGUGAGUGCAGAAAGAAUAGUUUGUCUGCUCAAUGAUGCGACUGGCUACAGAGUCCAAGAAGCUCAAGUGGAGGUGUGUGUGAGAGACUGCAUCAAUGACUACAGAGCCUUGUCGCCCAGGCCAUUCACCUUUGUGACACCAUACUUCACACGUAUCCAGCCAUCUCAAGGGCCCCUUUCUGGUGGCACUCUGGUGACCAUUGAGGGAAGCAACCUGAAUGCAGGCAGCUACGUGUCUAUCAGCAUUGGACCACAGCCCUGCUACUUCAAAAAGAGAAAUUCGUUUGAGAUAGUGUGUGUUACACCAGCUGGUUUGGCACCAGGCAGUGCAUCAGUCUUGGUGGACAUUGAUGAUGCUGAGCUCAGAAAUCCAGAGGUUAAAUUCAACUACACUGAUGACCCCACCGUCCUUAGAAUUGAGCCAGACUGGAGCAUUGCCAGUGGUGGGACUCUGUUGACAGUGAGUGGAACCAACCUUGCAACCAUCCGCGAGCCAAAGAUUAGAGCCAAGUAUGGCCAGGCAGAAUCUUUUCAUAACUGCACAGUGUAUAACAACUCAGUAAUGGUAUGCCUCGCGCCUUCAGUAGCGGAUUCAGAAUUGGGCUUUUCAGAGACAGGGACAGGUCCGGAUGAGAUUGGAUUCUACAUGGACAAUGUGAAUGCACUGGUGGUCGUCAAUGAGACAUUCAGUUACUACCCCGACCCCAUUUUUGAACCACUAAGUCCUUCUGGGAUACUGGAGCUCAAACCAACUUCGCCGCUAAUACUCAAGGGUCGGUACUUGAUCCCAGCGGCCCCAGGUAACAGCCGCCUGAACUACACGGUGCUGAUUGGAGAAACUCCCUGUGUCCUCACCCUGUCUGAGAGCCAGCUGCUGUGUGAAUGGCCCAACCUCACCGGACAGCACAAAGUCACGAUACGUGCUGGUGGUUUUGAGUACUCCCCUGGGACUCUACACAUCUACUCAGAUAGUCUGCUGACCCUUCCUGCCAUCAUUGGUAUUGGAGGAGGUGGUGGCCUCCUCCUGUUGGUCAUCAUUGCUGUGCUAAUUGCCUACAAGAGGAAGUCAAGGGAUGCUGACCGUACCCUAAAACGUUUGCAGCUGCAGAUGGACAACCUAGAAUCCAGAGUGGCUCUUGAGUGUAAAGAAGCCUUUGCAGAGCUUCAGACAGAUAUCCAUGAGUUGACCCAGGAGCUGGAUGGAGCCGGAAUUCCUUUCCUUGACUACCGUACUUAUGCCAUGAGAGUCCUGUUCCCUGGCAUUGAGGAUCACCCUGUGCUCAAGGAGAUGGAGGUUCAGGCAAAUGUUGAGAAGGCACUAACAUUGUUUGGUCAGCUGCUGACAAAAAAACACUUCUUACUGACCUUCAUAAGAACCCUGGAGUCACAGAGGUCAUUUUCCAUGCGGGAUCGUGGAAAUGUGGCAUCUCUGAUCAUGACAGCACUGCAGGGGGAAAUGGAAUAUGCUACUGGUGUUCUAAAACAGCUGCUGUCUGACCUCAUAGACAGAAACCUGGAGAGCAAAAAUCAUCCCAAACUGCUGCUCAGGAGAACGGAGUCUGUUGCUGAAAAGAUGCUGACCAAUUGGUUUACAUUCCUCUUGUAUAAGUUUCUCAAGGAGUGUGCAGGGGAGCCUCUUUUCAUGCUGUACUGUGCCAUAAAGCAGCAGAUGGAGAAGGGACCUAUCGAUGCCAUCACAGGAGAAGCUCGCUAUUCCCUCAGUGAAGACAAGCUCAUCAGACAGCAGAUUGACUACAAAACAUUGACUUUGCACUGUGUGAACCCAGAGAAUGAGAACGCCACUGAAGUGACAGUGAAGUGUUUGAACUGUGACACCAUCACUCAAGUCAAAGAAAAGCUGCUGGAUGCCGUGUACAAGGGAAGCCCCUAUUCACAACGGCACAAGGCUUCUGAUAUGGACCUGGAAUGGCGCCAAGGUCGUAUGGCCAGAAUCAUUCUGCAGGAUGAAGAUGUGACUACAAAGAUAGACAAUGAUUGGAAAAGGCUCAACACAUUGGCUCACUACCAGGUAACAGAUGGCUCUGUGAUUGCACUGGUGCCAAAGCAAAAUUCUGCCUACAAUAUCUCCAACUCUUCAACCUUCACCAAGAGCCUCAGCAGAUAUGAGAGUAUGCUGAGAACAGCCAGUAGUCCAGAUAGCCUGCGAUCUCGAACACCUAUGAUCACACCUGAUCUGGAGAGUGGAACCAAACUGUGGCAUCUCGUGAAGACCAUGACCAUUUCAGACCAGAGGGAAGGUGACAGAGGCAGCAAGAUGGUCUCUGAAAUCUAUUUGACAAGGCUGCUGGCCACAAAAGGUACGUUACAGAAGUUUGUGGAUGACCUGUUUGAGACCAUCUUCAGUACGGCCCAUCGAGGCAGUGCACUGCCGCUCGCCAUCAAGUAUAUGUUUGAUUUUCUCGAUGAGCAGGCAGACAAACAUUCCAUCACAGACUACGAUGUGCGACAUACCUGGAAGAGCAACUGUCUUCCUUUGCGGUUCUGGGUGAAUGUCAUCAAGAACCCCCAGUUUGUGUUUGACAUCCAUAAGAACAGCAUUACAGAUGCUUGUCUGUCUGUAGUGGCCCAGACCUUCAUGGAUUCCUGUUCAACAUCAGAAACACAACUAGGAAAAGACUCACCUUCAAAUAAGCUUCUCUACGCUAAAGACAUUCACUACAAGAACUGGGUAGAGAGGUAUUACUCUGAUAUAUCCCGUAUGCCAGCCAUCAGUGAUCAGGACAUGAGUGCCUACUUAGCAGAGCAGUCCCGCCUGCACCUGAGCCAGUUCAACAGCAUGUCUGCAUUGCACGAGAUCUACUCCUAUAUCAUCAAAUACAAAGAUGAGAUCCUGUCAGCGUUACAAAAGGACGAGCAGUCACGCAGACAGCGGCUACGUGGCAAACUAGAGCAGGUCAUUGACACCAUGUCCCUGACAAGCUGAGGACCGGCCAGUCACAUACCUCAGCCAGCGCCCAGCUGCCCAAUCAACAAACCGUCGUGGACACCUGCCCGUGACAUUUUCACCCUUUGACGUUUGAAAUUAAUCCCCUCACAAAAACAAUAACCGCAGAAAGACUGUGAGGACUCAAACACCCAGCAGCAGCACAACAGAUAGACAGUGUUUGCAACUACUGUCCUGGCUGAGUUAGAUUUUUAUCUUUUUUUGCUGCAACAACAACCCAGCCCUGAACAACCAAAUCAAGCCCACCUUCAGCCGACAGGGACCACAGCUCAGGAGGGCAUUUAUUUUCAUCAAUGACCUCAUCUCAUCACAUCUCAUCUCAUUUACAAUCCUAUGGAAAUUAGGUCCUUUGACUGAGUCAGAGCUACAAUCAAGACUGGUACACACAGUGGUGACCAAAAACUCUGCCAACUGGACACAAUUCACUACUGAUAACUGAAAUGCUACAAGAAGCUAAUACAGAGUAGCAUUUCACAGCUAAGGCUAAGCUAACACAAAUCCAGGAUAUUUUAUUGUGAUACUUGAUCCCUGUGUGGAGUCUCCACACGGAGGUCAGGGACACCCUCAGAGCUGGUAGAAAUUCAGUAUGUUGCUCAAAGACACUUCAGCAGAGUGGACACAGCAUUUGCAGGAUGAAGGCUUUACCUGCUAAACCACCCUGCUGCCUCCGUGGGGCACCUAGGAGGAAGGACUCUGCAGGGAAAACUCUCCUCCAGCGCUGGCACAAUCCCUUGCUGGGUUCACAUUCGAUCAGCCAGGAUUCCACUGUCAUCUAACAAAGAACUUUUUCAGUUUCUUGACUUUUCGUUUUAUUUGAUUUCUGACCACCCCACCUCCGAUAACUGCCUACUCUCCUCAGUGCUGUGCCACUUGUGUUACUGCUGAAUUUGCACAACAAAGCUAAAUCAAAAGAGAGCAGAGGAUAUAUGAAUAUAUAUAGAUAUAUAAAUACAAACUUUUGAAACAAAUGAAGUUGAAAAAAUGUUUUCUGUAUUAUUGUACAAAAAUACAUUUGAAAAGAGGAUUUGAUAUUUCGAAGGUGAUAAGUUAGAAAAACAAAAAGGAAACAUUGUUCUGUGCCAUUUUUUACUUUGAAUGUUGUUUAGUGCAAAGAGACUUGUUUUUGUUUGAUGAAAUGUGCUUUGAUCAAAAUCUUAUCAUGGUUAGUGACUGAAAAUGAGAAUAGAAAAUAGGUAAAUG
This is a messenger RNA of Thalassophryne amazonica, 7281 nucleotides long. RefSeq names its product plexin-A1-like. NCBI's taxonomy places the organism in Eukaryota, Metazoa, Chordata, Actinopteri, Batrachoidiformes, Batrachoididae. The record is from RefSeq and is a predicted model, not a curated record. Gene Ontology annotation, biological process: negative regulation of cell adhesion; regulation of cell migration; semaphorin-plexin signaling pathway involved in axon guidance. Gene Ontology annotation, cellular component: semaphorin receptor complex. Gene Ontology annotation, molecular function: protein binding; semaphorin receptor activity.